Molecule: messenger RNA, 1038 nt
Organism: Chironomus riparius
Lineage: Eukaryota; Metazoa; Arthropoda; Insecta; Diptera; Chironomidae
Source: the annotation of a GenBank genome assembly
AUAGCAAUGCUCACGAGUAAGUUGCGAGAGAGAAGGAACGAUCGAGAGAAUUUUUUGUACACACAGGCAUUCAGUUGCUCUUUAGACUACAUUCAAGUAGGUUCGCGUCAGAAGCCAUUAACAUUGUGAUCAUAUUUUGUAGCUGUGGCUCAAUAAAAAAUAAAUAAAAUAGCUUUCUUUGACUUGAAAAGAUACGGGAAGGAAUUCAGGCAUCUUAAUGCGCAUUUUUUCCAACAAAAACAAGAUAUAAAGGCAGUCUAUAGUUGUGAUAAUUAAAACUACGCUAAUUUAUUGUUGCAGAAAUUAUCACACAAUCGGAAUCACGACUCUGUUUUUUGUGUUUAAAUAAAUAAAGCUGUUGCUGCAAAGGAUUAAUAAACAAAUCACGACUCUUGAGAGGCACAACAGAAUUGCCAAUAAGAUUGAUUUUUAUGGAUUGAUGGGCUAAGAAGAAGCCAUAGAAUAUAGAAGAAAAAAACUGUAAGAACAAGACAGGCAACAAGUUACAGCAUGUCAUCACUAAAACCGGAUUAUUUUAUAGCAAGCAACGGUCUCCCAAAUAUACUAAACAACAACAGCACCCGGCAUAUGAUAAGACAUAUUCCUACAACGACACGCAAUCGAGUACAACGAAACAACAACUGCCUACAUAAAGACGAGAGCGGCAAGAAUUACAAAAAUAAACAGAAUUUCAUGGAAGCUCGGCAGUCUCAAGGCACAGACAAUAGACAUAAAGUCAGUCAUAUAAAUUUAAAAAAGUCAAAAAAAGAUCUUAUCAACAGUGAAAUUAAGGCAUCAAAUAGUCAUGAAAAUUCAUCUAUAUUCUUAUCAACGUCAUCGCAGAAAAUUGAGGAUGAUAACAAGUGCAGUUGGAAUUUUGAAAGGCAUUCAAAAGAACUGGACAAUAAAUACACACAUCAGAGGAAGUAUGACAAUAAGAUUUUUAGACACGAUCUUCCAGAUCGAUUAGUUCUGCCUCCAUUGCCAAUUUGAUAUUUAAUAAGUUGUUAUGUUAAUAAAGUACUGAUUAAGAACAGC